UGCUCCUUAAAAUGACAAUAGUCACUGUAUUUGCGCUGCCUGGUACGAUAGCCACUAGCCACUUGUGGCAGCCUGGAUUGAGAAAUGCUGCAAAUUAGGCUAAAAACAGGAGAAAACAUGGAGGCAGAUAUAAUUACGAAUCUUCGGUGCAAGCUUAAAGAGGUUGAAGAAGAGAGAGUGAAAGCUGCACAGUAUGGUUUACAACUAGUGGAGAGCCAGAAUGAGUUGCAGAAUCAACUGGAUAAAUGCCGUAAUGAAAUGAUGACCAUGACUGAGAAUUAUGAACAAGAAAAAUACACUCUUCAGAGAGAAGUUGAACUUAAGAGUAGAAUGUUGGAAAGUUUGACCUGUGAAUGUGAAGCUAUUAAACAACAACAAAAAAUAAACUUGGAGAAAUUAGAACAACAAUUAAGUAGAAGCCAUGGACAGGAAGUGAAUGAACUAAAAAAUAAGAUAGAAAAAUUAAAAGUGGAAUUAGAUGAAGCUAGGCUUAGUGAAAAGCAGCUGAAGCACCAAGUAGAUCAUCAAAAGGAACUUCUCUCUUGUAAAUCAGAGGAACUGCGGGUCAUGUCUGAGCGUGUACACGAGAGCAUGUCUUCAGAGAUGCUGGCUCUUCAAAUUGAACUGACAGAAACAGAAAGUAUGAAGAACAGCCUCAAAGAAGAAGUGAAUGAACUACAGUAUAGACAAGAACAGUUAGAACUUCUGGUUACUAACCUAAUGCGCCAGGUAGACCGGCUCAAAGAAGAAAAAGAAGAGCGAGAAAAAGAAGCAGUUUCUUACUAUAAUGCCCUGGAGAAAGCUCGGGUAGCAAAUCAAGAUCUUCAGGUGCAGUUGGACCAGGCCCUGCAGCAAGCCUUGGAUCCCAAUAGUAAAGGCAACUCUUUGUUUGCAGAGGUAGAAGAUCGAAGGGCUGCAAUGGAGCGUCAGCUUAUCAGUAUGAAAGUCAAAUACCAGUCACUAAAGAAGCAAAAUGUAUUUAAUAGAGAGCAGAUGCAAAGAAUGAAGUUACAAAUUGCUACAUUGCUACAAAUGAAAGGGUCUCAAACUGAAUUUGAGCAGCAAGAACGGUUACUUGCCAUGUUGGAGCAGAAGAAUGGUGAAGUAAAACAUCUUUUAGGUGAAAUUAGGAAUCUGGAGAAAUUUAAGAAUUUAUAUGAAAAUAUGGAAUCUAAGCCUUCAGCCAGCUCUGGUGCUCUGGAAGAUAACACCUAUUAUACAGAUUUACUUCAGAUAAAACUUGAUAAUUUAAACAAAGAAAAUGAAAGUAUUAAAGGUGAAUUGUCAAUACAGCGAAUGAAAGCAUUAUUUGAGAGCCAAAGGGCCCUGGACAUUGAACGAAAACUUUUUGCAAAUGAAAGAUGCCUUCAGCUUUCAGAAAGUGAAAAUAUGAAACUGAGAGCUAAACUAGAUGAAUUAAAACUGAAGUAUGAACCUGAAGAGACAGUCGAAGUACCUGUACUCAAGAAGAGGCGCGAGGUGCUGCCUGUGGAUAUAACCACCCCUGGAGAUGCGUGUGUGAAUAACAGCACUGUGGGAGAAGUUUAUGGACCACCACUUCAGAAAGAGGAGACACAGUCCUGUUCUAACAAUUUAGAAAAUAACAACAUGCAGUUAAAAAAAGCAAUUGGUGUAGACCCACCACAGGGUGGUCUUUCUCCUCACGAAAACUUGCCCAUGGAUAUGCAGCUAAAGAAGGAAAAGAAAUAUGUGAAACUCAUGGGAGUUCCAUCUGACUCUGACGCCUUAAAUGAAAGAAGUGGAAACGCCCCCAGCUCUCCCAGGUUAGCUGCUGAAUCAAAGCUUCAAACAGAAGUUAAAGAAGGGAAAGAAACUGCAAGCAAAUUGGAAAAGGAAACUUGUAAGAAAUCACACCCAAUUCUCUACGUCUCUUCCAAAUCAACUCCAGAGACUCAGUGCCCUCAACAGUAAAGACUUCUAUGUAAUGGGAGUAUGGUCCCACUUACCUCAAGGGUUCCUGUGGUGCUUAGUUAAAAUCAUCAAUAUGUCACAUAAUGGCCCACCAUUGGGGUUAGUUAUAUCUGUUCUUUGUGCCAGAACUUGGCCUUUUCAUGUGCCUUUCACAAGUGUUCAAACUUUGAUUGUGAUUCUUACCUGGACAGUUCCUUAAGUGAUGCCCCAUCACAGAGCUUCUGUAACAGUGAGUAAACUACUGACUAAAAGAGAAUGCUGUAAUUAGUAUAUUUGCUGCAUUGUAUAUGGAUCUUUUAAGUGAUAUAAACAAUUAAGUAAUUUAAGUGUUAAUUACUUCUAUUUGUGAAGAAAACACUCAAAUCCUUAACUAUUACAUUCUAAUAUGCACUGUUUUUAUGAACUUAGAUUUUCACUAUGUUGUAAAGAUAAACUUGGUUUAAAUAUAUAUGUUGUUUCAGGAUUUUGUCAGGGUACCCAUGUUUGUCUCUGUAUUUAUUUACAUGAUUUGAAUUUUGUCUCAAGCAUAUUUUGAAAUUUAAAAUAAAACUGCAAUAAUUUUUCCCCUAUUUUCUUAGUAUCAAUAAUAGGAUGUUAUUAAACAGGAAUAAAGAAGAAGAAAAAGAAACUUUAGGGAUUCUUAAUUCUCUGAUACGUAUAGUUUUAUAUGUAAUUUAUAUAUUUAUUAUUAGAUGUAUAUAUACAGAUGGUCCUUGACUUAAAGAUGGUUCUACUUAAUGAUCUUUCAGCUUUCUGGUGGUGCAGUAGCACUCCACGAUCAUUAGAAACCAUGCUUCCAGUACCCAUAUGACCAUGUAUUUAAUAAAUUACAUAAGAUAUUGAAUCAUUUAUUAUAAAAUAGGCUUUGUGUUAGAUGAUUUUUGCCCAACUAAUGUAAGCUAAUGUAAACGUCUCAGGCACAUUUAAGGUAGGCUUGGCUAAGCUGUGA
Nycticebus coucang (slow loris) is the source of this 2881-nucleotide messenger RNA. RefSeq names its product spindle apparatus coiled-coil protein 1 (gene SPDL1). Gene Ontology annotation, molecular function: kinetochore binding. The transcript has 12 exons. NCBI's taxonomy places the organism in Eukaryota, Metazoa, Chordata, Mammalia, Primates, Lorisidae. Bases 85 to 1932 code for a protein of 615 amino acids. Gene Ontology annotation, biological process: mitotic spindle assembly checkpoint signaling; establishment of mitotic spindle orientation; mitotic metaphase chromosome alignment. The record is from RefSeq and is a predicted model, not a curated record. Gene Ontology annotation, cellular component: outer kinetochore; spindle pole.